Parus major (Great Tit) is the source of this 4140-nucleotide messenger RNA. RefSeq names its product von Willebrand factor A domain containing 5B2 (gene VWA5B2). Bases 227 to 4102 code for a protein of 1291 amino acids. The transcript is spliced from 22 exons. The record is from RefSeq and is a predicted model, not a curated record. NCBI's taxonomy places the organism in Eukaryota, Metazoa, Chordata, Aves, Passeriformes, Paridae.
CGAGGGCGGUGAAGGAGCCAGUGCCAGAGAGGGAGCCUGCAGCAGGGAGAGGCGGGGAAGGACCGCUCAUCCCUCGGGUACCGCAGCCACCCAGACAGAGGAACAGGGAAACCCAUCCGCAGGGAAGAAGGCUCUGCAGAAGGCAGGGACCCAGCGGGUACUGAAAGGAGCCUGCAGCCUCUGUGUCAUCCUCUUUCUCCUCCUCCUCCAGCUGCCCAGAGGGACCAUGCCAGGCCUCUACACCCUCUUGUCCUGGGAGGCUCUGCCCCUGAAGAGCUCCACAGUGAAGGCUUGUGCCAACGGAUACUCCCUGAGCAUCACUGCUCACCUCACGUACACCAACCCCCACAAGGAGCCUGUGGAAGGCAUCUUCAUCUACCCUCUGGAGGAGUCGGAGGUGGUGGCCGGCUUUGAGGCAGCAGUGGGCAGCCGGCGGGUGACAUUCCAGGUCCAGAACCGGCAGCGGGUGCAGGACUGCUGCCUCCAGUGCAGCCCCAGCCCCGGCCGGCUGCGCCGCUGUGCCAGUGGCCACCUUGUCUUGGAUGAGGACGUGGAGCGCUCCACCUUCAUCAUUGUCACUGGCACGCUGUGCCCGUCGGAGAGCCUGGCCAUCACCCUGAACACAGUGCAGGAGCUGCCCACGCUGCCAGACGGGGCCCUGCGCCUCCUCCUGCCCCCCAUCCUCACGCCCCAUGUCCCCGCCGACCCCGAGAGCGAGCCGGCAAGCUUGUGUGACGACAGGUUGGCCCUAUGCCCCACCAGCUGUUUUGGGGGGCCAGGUGCCCGGAGCCAGUCACCCACUGUGGUACCUGUGGAGAGCGUGGAUGUCUUUCGGGGACGACCCUACAACCCUUUUCCUUACGAGUUCAACUUCGAGCUGCUGGUGAAGGGCCCCUGCUUGCUGGCAGGGCUGGAGAGCCCAUCACAUGCCCUGAGAGCUGACGCUGACCCCUGGGCCAGUUCUGCCACCACCACCUGUGUCACCCUAGCUGAGCCCCACCACUGUGACAGGGACCUGGAGAUCAUCCUCUACCCUUGUGAGCCCCACAGCCCCCACCUGGUGAUUGAGGAUGGCACCAUGACAUACCCCGAGUACGAGGCACACAUCCGGAGCCGCCGGGAUUACGCGCGGAUUGCCAGGAAGGACAGCAGUGGCGAGAGACAGGUGGCUUUCGUGCAGAAGCGUUUCCACAAAGACAUCUUCCCCAACCCCGUGCUGAUGCUGAACUUCUGCCCGGUUGUGGAGGGCGUCCCCGGGGACCUGCAGAGCGUCACCCGUGAGAUCCUCUUCCUCAUUGACCGCAGCGACACCAUCAGUGGCCCUGACCUUGACAAGGUCAAGGAGGCUUUGCUAGUGGCCCUGAAGAGCCUCCCUUCAGGAACGCUGCUCAACCUCGCCAGCUUCGGUGCUGACAUCAAGCCGCUCUUCCCAUCCAGUCGCCUCUGCAGCAACGAGACCUUGCGGCGUGCCUGCGAGCACCUCGGCGGGCUGCGGGCGGACCCUGGCGGCACCAACCUGCUGGCAGCCCUGGGCUGGGCGCUGGCACAGCCCCUCCACCACGGCUACCCUCGCCAGCUAUUCCUCUUCACCGGUGUGGCAGUGGGCAACGCAAGCAGGAUCCUGCGGCUGGUGCGCAGGCAGGCCAGCACCGUCAGGUGCUUCAGCUUUGGCAUGGGCCCGCGGCCGUGCCGGCGGCUGCUGAAGGCUGUGGCCAAGGUGAGCCGGGGCCGUGCGGAGUUCCUGAGUCCGGCCGAGAGGCUGCAGCCCAAGCUGAUCAAGUCCCUGAAGAAGGCGAUUGAGCCAGCCAUCAGCGACAUCACCAUCGACUGGUACGUCCCUGACAGUAUGGAGGCUCUGCUCUCACCCACCGAGCUCCCGGCCCUCUACCCCGGUGACCGCCUCAUCAGCUACUGUGUCCUCUACAGCAUUGCCCGCUUUGGUGGCAGGCGCCCGCUGGGCCCGGAAGGAGCUCGGCAGAGCUCCCGGGGUUCAGCCUUUCUCUCCCAGCAGGAAGUGCCCAGUCCUGGGGAGAGCCACCAGCCAUCCCAGAGCAACCCAGGAACUGGGGAUGCCUCCCUGGAGCUUUUUGCUGGAAGUACAGAGGUGUCAGAGAGGAGUAUUGAUCCUGUUUCUGGAGGAGACAUCUGGAAGCGGAUUUACCAGCCCUCCUACAUCCAGGAGCAGUACGUCCUGACACACUGUUCUGUCAGCACUGACCGCAGCCAGGGGCUGCUCUCCCGCAGCUCCACCAGCAGCGAGUCCACUGGCUCCCGGGAUGUGGCCCCCGAGGGUGGCUCCUCGGCUCCUGGUGCUGAUGUCACCUCCCAGCAGGGCCAGAAGAGCCUGUCCCUCUGUGAGUCCUCCACCAAAUCUGCCCCACUGCCCUCUGCCCCAGCUGGCACCAAGGUCACAGUGGCCCUGAGCACAGAGGAGCUGGCACGGCAGAAGAAGGCACUGGCACGUGCUGCCUUGGCUGGGCGCAGCUUUUCCACGCCACACGGGGAGCUGGAUGCCCAUCGGCUCUGCCAGGCCUUGGAAAAGGUGUCACAGAAGAGGAACCAGUCCCUGGAGGGGCGGCUGGAUGAGCUGGGACCCCAACCACGGCAAAUGCAGCCCAGCGCAGGAGAGUCAAAUAACCUCCUCUCGCCCACCCACCUGGACUGGGACAUGCUGGUGGAGCCCUCCUACCUCUUCAGUGCCUCGCCAGCGCCCGAGCAGGGGCAGCCCAGCCUGGAUGAUGCCAGCAUGCCCCUGCGCUGCCAGGUGGUGAUCCAUGCACUGCGAGCAGGCAAGCCCGUGUCCUGGGAAGUGACAGCCUCGCUGGAGUCACUGCUGCAGCCCCGGGAGGGGCCGGGCAGGGAGGACCCAUCGCGGCGGGUGGCCAAAGCCUGGGACAAGCCGCUGCAUCGCCUGGCAGCGCGCUCCGUCGUCCGGGACAAUGAGAGCGUGGCACAGCGAGAAGCCAAGCUGGAGCAGGGUUUUGCCCGUCGGUUCCGCCUGAAAGCCGUGCAAACCAGCAAAGCCUGCAACGUGCCUUCCCUCUACACCCGCCUGGUGCCCGUGGAUGGUGCCACACAGGCAGCCCUACCCGCAGCCCCCGAGGUGUGGGGCAUAGCUGGCUCAGCCAGCCGGACACGAGCUGCUGCAGCAGGGAACUGGCACCACCGGAGCUCCUCAGCGGGUCAGGGACAGCAGCAGGAUGUAGAGGAGCAGGAUGAGGCCCCUGGCGCUGCAGAGCGAGAUGAGAUUCCCAGGUCUCCAGGCAGCAUCUCCUCCCCUACCUUUGGCUGGGAAAAGCGGAACUACUCAAAUGGGCCUCCAUCCAGCCCCUCCACCACUUCCAUGGGCUCCCAGAAAUCCACAGAGAGCACUGCAGGUUCCAGGUUUAGCCUGAGCAGGCGCAGGGGUCCCAGCCUGGUGCUGCGCCCGCAGUGCCUCAGCCCAGAAAGCGAGCGCUCCAGCAACCACGCAAGCCAUGACUACCUCCCGCUGGUGCAGCUGCAGCAAGCCCGGGGGCCGUUCCAGCUCACCGAGAGUUUCUCUGAAGUGGUGCAGAUCCCCUUGGACCGCCUGCGCCGGGCCUCCCCCUAUGCCUCCCACCGUGCCAGCCUCAGCCCUGUGUCCCCAGGGGCCAGAAGCAUGCCUGAGGCAGGACCUGGAGCUGAGGAGGCUCAGGAGCCCAUUGCAGCCCUGCAGCCCAGCUCGCCCACAUCCCGGAGCACUUGCUCCGAGGUGCCCAGCGCAGCCGUGUGGGCGCAGGCGGACAGCGGGCACGGCUCCGAGUCCGACACCGGGCCCCACUCUGCUGCCCCCUCUGAGGCCGGUGUGAGCUGUCAGGACAUGGGGCCAGAGGAUCUGGAGAGUGCCAGCUGGGCCACGGCAGUGGCCUUGGCAUGGCUGGAGCAUCGCUGCGCUGGGUUCUUCGAGGAGUGGGAGCUGGUGGCAGCCAAGGCGGAUGCGUGGCUGCAGGCACAGCGCCUGCCCGAGGGGGUGGACGUGGGCUGCCUCAAAGGGGCAGCCAGGCACUUGUUCCUGCUGCUGCGUCACUGGGACGAGAACAUCAAGCUGAACAUGCUGUGCUACGACCCCAACAACGUCUGAUGGCCGCCCGAGGGGCCAAUAAAGACACCUGGCUCCAA